GGCAGCCAAUCUCAGCGUGUGUAAGGGCUCAGACUCCUUGCUGGACAUCUGAGCCCUAGACCAAGGACCCAGCUGGAGAUAGGCUGCUUGGGAAACUCUGAUGUCCAGGUUCCAGAGGAACGGGAUGAGCUGAGAUGGAAGAUCUAUCCUCUCCAGAGUCUACUGUUCUCCAAGGAAGACCUACUCUACUCCCAUCAGCCAGUUUUCAGGAAUCAGUGACCUUCAAGGAUGUGACAGUGGACUUUACCCAGGAAGAAUGGAAACAGCUGGAUCCUGUACAGAGAGAUUUGUUCAGGGAUGUGACAUUAGAAAAUUAUACACACCUGGUCUCUAUAGGACUCCAAGUUUCCAAACCUGAUGUGAUUUCCCAGUUAGAGCAAGGGACAGAGCCAUGGAUCAUGGAUCCCAGCAUUCCAGUAGAGUGGGAGACAAGACCAGAAAAUAACAUAUCAGUCCCAAAGCUGGACAUUUCUGAGGAACAGCCAUCUCAAGAGGCAGUAUUGGGAGAACGCAAAAAGGAUGAUCCGUGCAGUUCCAACUUCUUAGAAAGUUGGGAAUCUGAAAGCAGUGUAGAGAGGCAGCAGGCAAACCAACAGCCACUGCUAAGAGAAAUAAAAAUAACUGAAAAGACAAUACCCACUUGGGAGAGAGGCCCUAUAAAUAAUGACUUUGAAAAAAGCAUCAAUGUGGGUUUAAACCUUGUAACACAACAAGAAAUAUCUCCAGAAGAGACCUCUGCUAAAACAAGUGUCAAACAGAAUUCAAACCCAGUUAAAAAAGAGAAAUCUUGUAAGUGCAAUGAGUGUGGGAAAGCUUUUAGUUAUUGUUCAGCUCUUAUUCGCCAUCAGAGAACACAUACUGGAGAAAAACCCUACAAAUGUAAUGAAUGUGAAAAAGCCUUUAGCCGGAGUGAAAACCUUAUAAACCAUCAAAGAAUUCAUACUGGAGAUAAACCGUAUAAAUGUGAUCAGUGUGGAAAAGGCUUCAUUGAGGGUCCAUCUCUUACUCAACAUCAAAGAAUUCAUACUGGAGAAAAACCCUAUAAAUGUGAUGAAUGUGGGAAAGCCUUUAGUCAGAGGACCCAUCUUGUUCAGCAUCAAAGAAUUCAUACUGGUGAGAAACCAUAUACUUGUAAUGAGUGUGGAAAAGCCUUUAGCCAGAGAGGCCACUUUAUGGAACAUCAGAAAAUUCAUACAGGAGAAAAACCUUUUAAAUGUGAUGAAUGUGAUAAAACCUUUACCAGGAGCACACACCUUACUCAACAUCAAAAAAUUCAUACUGGAGAGAAAACCUAUAAAUGUAAUGAAUGUGGGAAGGCCUUCAAUGGGCCCUCAACAUUUAUCCGUCAUCAUAUGAUUCAUACUGGUGAAAAGCCAUAUGAAUGCAAUGAAUGUGGGAAAGCCUUUAGUCAGCACUCAAACCUCACUCAGCAUCAGAAAACACAUACUGGGGAGAAACCUUAUGAUUGUGCUGAAUGUGGAAAAUCCUUUAGUUACUGGUCAUCCCUUGCUCAACAUCUGAAAAUUCACACUGGAGAAAAACCGUACAAAUGCAAUGAAUGUGGAAAGGCCUUCAGUUACUGCUCAUCCCUUACUCAGCAUCGGAGAAUUCACACCAGAGAAAAACCCUUUGAAUGCAGUGAAUGUGGAAAGGCUUUCAGUUAUCUCUCAAACCUUAAUCAACAUCAGAAGACUCAUACCCAAGAGAAAGCCUAUGAAUGUAAGGAAUGUGGGAAAGCCUUUAUUCGGAGUUCAUCUCUUGCCAAACACGAAAGAAUUCAUACUGGUGAGAAACCCUAUCAGUGUCACGAAUGUGGGAAAACUUUCAGUUAUGGCUCAUCCCUUAUUCAGCAUAGAAAAAUACAUACUGGAGAAAGACCUUACAAGUGUAAUGAAUGUGGGAGAGCCUUCAACCAGAACAUACACCUUACGCAACAUAAGAGAAUACACACAGGAGCAAAGCCUUAUGAGUGUGCUGAGUGUGGCAAAGCCUUUCGACAUUGUUCAUCUCUUGCACAACAUCAAAAAACUCACACAGAAGAAAAACCCUACCAGUGUAAUAAAUGUGAAAAGUCUUUCAGCCAGAGUUCCCAUCUGACUCAGCAUCAACGAAUUCACACCGGAGAGAAGCCCUAUAAGUGCAAUGAAUGUGACAAAGCCUUUAGCCGGAGCACUCAUCUGACUGAACAUCAGAAUACUCACACUGGGGAGAAACCUUAUAACUGUAAUGAGUGCAGGAAGACUUUCAGCCAGAGCACUUACCUUAUUCAGCAUCAGAGAAUUCAUUCAGGAGAGAAACCUUUUGGAUGUAAUGAUUGUGGAAAAGCCUUCAGAUAUCGUUCUGCUCUCAAUAAACAUCAGAGACUGCACCCUGGCAUAUGACUAUUCUAGGAACAUCAUAAUGUAGGGGAUACAUUUACUUUAGUUUGUCCUUUUGUAAGUCCUGAGAAUCAGAUUGGAUUGAGAAACUGUUAAAAUAUUUUGACUUUUCCCUGUCACACUAUGGAAUGGAAAGUACAUUGGGCUGAAGUAAUCCAGUUAUGUUGUUGAGCAACUUUGUGACAUUGGAAAAUUCAACUGUUUUAAGCUUCAGUUUCCUUUGUGAAAUGAGGGAUUUGGAGUAGAUGAUUUCAAAGGUCAUUUGGAGUUUUAUAUUCAGUUUUGUAUAUUCACAAUAUAUUUUUGAAUAGGAUUAUUAUCCAUGAGCAUUUUGCUGUGUUGCAUCUAGAAUGUGUAUAUUUAUGCAUGUUUUGCCAAUAGAAAGCAUUUGUGCUUCAGUAACUAGACUGGGGAUCUAUUAUGCUCCUAUUCUAAUGCAUUUGUUUAAGUAACUGGUUCCUAAUAAAAAGAAUUAUAAAGUACCCUCAAAUUA
Ceratotherium simum simum (southern white rhinoceros) is the source of this 2871-nucleotide messenger RNA. The record is from RefSeq and is a predicted model, not a curated record. Lineage: Eukaryota; Metazoa; Chordata; Mammalia; Perissodactyla; Rhinocerotidae.